This is a messenger RNA of Columba livia (rock pigeon), 8282 nucleotides long. It is a transcript of the gene RUNX1, whose product is annotated as RUNX family transcription factor 1. The transcript has 6 exons. The coding region runs from base 1781 to 3178 and encodes 465 amino acids. Gene Ontology annotation, molecular function: ATP binding; RNA polymerase II cis-regulatory region sequence-specific DNA binding; DNA-binding transcription factor activity, RNA polymerase II-specific. Lineage: Eukaryota; Metazoa; Chordata; Aves; Columbiformes; Columbidae. The record is from RefSeq and is a predicted model, not a curated record. Gene Ontology annotation, biological process: chondrocyte differentiation; ossification; hemopoiesis. Gene Ontology annotation, cellular component: nucleus.
CUCCCGGCCACCUCCAUUCAUCCCGGCGGCGGCAGCGGCGGCGGGCGCGGGGCGCCGGGCGGGCGCCGCGGACUCCAACCCAGCGCGGCGGAGCGCGGAACACCAGGACACGGCCCGGCUCUGCUCGGCUUGGCCCGGCCCGGCCUUGCCCGGCGGAGCCCCGGUGCUGUGGGCGGCCGGCCGCCAGGAAGCUUGAGUUUCUCCCAGCUCACGUGAAGAUCCGAGAGGUCUCCGCCGUGGAAAUGGGCUUUCUCUGAGCGGCCGUCUGGGCCCGAGGCUGUCACUUCUAACCCUGGCUGGCAACUUCAGGGGUUUGGUCUUCCCCGGUUCUUUCCGUCUCUCUGUGUGGGGGUCAGCGGUUCCACUCCCCCGCCCGCCGCCACCUCUUCUUUUGCGGAAGGAAAGCUUUCACUCGUUCAAAAAGUAGUGGCUUUUUUUUUUUUUUCACGUAUUUUUUAAAUUGUUGCUGGUUGGUUGCUUUUGGCUUUUAGUGUGUGCGUGUGCGUGGGGACUCUCCGCGCAGGCUGGCUCUAUCCAUCCCGCUGGCUGGAGGCGGCCGAGAGAAAAGCCAUGUUUCCGAAAGCAGGCUUCCACCUGCUGCGGUUAAAAUAUUGCUAAGCAGCCGGUUCCUGUGGCCGAAUUAGAGGAAGACUGCCUCAGAUACCGAAAAAAAAAAAAAAAAUUGGCAAUGACUGCCGAAGUUGUUGCAGACUGUUGGUUUGACUGCUGAAGAGGACGUGAGUGAGAGAGAGAGAGAGCGCUGUUGCACACACAAAACCACAGAGACAACCCACAAUUUAACCAACAUCCCCAAACCCAAGUUUUCAGCUGUGGACCUUUUAGCCUCAGAGCCUGCGAUCGGCUGCGACCUUUCUUUAAAAUUAUGAAAGACGUUAUGCCAAAGACAAGUAAAAAGACAGAGAUUUAAAGCUUGAAUGCCAUGCACUGAGCUUCCUUUCUUUUUUAUUUUUGCGCAAGAGUGAUUGAAAGGUCAUGACAUGAUUACUCUUUGAGCAAUGCGAACCAAACUACUGAAACCGAUUUUCAAGGCUGCUUAAAAAUAAUCUUGCCUAGAACAUUAAUGGAUUCCUGUUGUGUUUAAAUUCUCUACAGAUUAUAUUGUAAAUAUUUUAUGAAGUACAGUAUAUGUGUGUGUGUGUGCGUGUACGUGAAUACAUAUACAGUUGUAGCCAGAUGACCUUUGAUCAGUCUAGCUCGCGUACUGCCUUCUCUGAAGACUGGCCCCGAAUUUCCCUCUCUUAAAGAGCGAUUUUUACCUACGGAAGACGCUGAUGUAUUUGUUUUCUCUUGGGACUGUAGAGCAAUCACCUGGAAGAAACUGAUAGACAACUAACUCUCUGGGAAGCCCAGGCUUUGCAUGUGUUUCUGACCGCGUCUUGUGUUAGACUUGCGUAAUUUUUUCCACGUUGCUUGGGAGUUUGGAAGUUUUCCCUCCGGUAACUUUUUGUGUCACGGCUGCGGACUAGAUGCACAGGCGUCGCGGUAAAGCCCCGCACGGACGACCUUUUCGCUUAUCGGAUUAAAGUGAUCUGUUCCGCAGCGCCAGGACGCCAAGAGUUAAGUCUCGGCGUGCUCGCUAUAUCAGCCGCCUUCAGCAAAAAAUUAACUUUGGGGACUGGCGUAGAAACAAGUUUCUCCCUGGUCCUCAGCCUGUAUCCGUUUAUGUUGGUCCCCAGAGAGCAGAUCGCUGAAGAGUUACGCUCGUUUCGCUGUUUUGUAAAAACUCUGUGGAGGUCUUUCACUCAAAAGGCUUGUUGUGAUGCGUAUCCCCGUAGAUACCAGCACCAGCCGCCGCUUCACGCCGCCCUCCACCACGCUGAGCCCGGGGAAGAUGACCGAGCCGCUGCCGCUGCCCGGCGCCGAGCACAGCGGCGCCUUGCCGGGGAAGCUGCGCAGCGCCGACCGCAGCAUGGUGGAGGUCCUGGCGGAUCACCCCGGGGAGCUGGUGCGCACCGACAGCCCCAACUUCCUCUGCUCCGUGCUGCCCACCCACUGGCGCUGCAACAAGACGCUGCCCAUCGCCUUCAAGGUGGUGGCCUUGGGAGACGUGCCCGAUGGGACACUGGUAACAGUGAUGGCUGGAAACGACGAAAACUACUCCGCAGAACUCAGGAAUGCCACAGCUGCCAUGAAAAACCAAGUAGCAAGGUUCAACGACCUCCGAUUUGUGGGUAGAAGUGGAAGAGGGAAAAGCUUCACGCUGACUAUCACGGUCUUCACAAAUCCACCACAAGUAGCCACAUACCACAGAGCCAUCAAGAUAACAGUGGAUGGACCUCGUGAGCCCAGAAGACAUCGUCAGAAAAUAGAUGAGCAGACAAAGCCCGGGAGCUUGUCCUUUUCAGAGCGCCUGAGUGAACUGGAGCAGUUGCGUCGUACAGCCAUGAGGGUCAGCCCACACCACCCAGCCCCCACACCCAACCCACGAGCCUCCUUGAACCACACCACUGCUUUUAACCCUCAGCCUCAGAGUCAGAUUCAGGGUCUCUUUUUCAUUGCAGACACAAGGCAAGUCCAGCCUUCUCCACCAUGGUCCUAUGACCAGUCCUACCAGUACCUGGGCUCCAUCGCCACCCCCUCCGUGCACCCUGCCACCCCAAUAUCACCUGGCAGGGCUAGCGGCAUGACAUCCCUCACCGCAGAGCUUUCAAGCCGGCUGUCAAGUGCUUCUGACUUGACUGCGUUCAGUGACCCCCGAGUGGGAAUCGACCGCUCCUUCUCUGCACUCCCUUCCAUCUCCGACCCUCGGAUGCACUACCCAGGAGCGUUCACCUACACGCCGACGCCUGUCAGUUCAGGGAUAGGAAUCGGUAUGUCUGCCAUGUCCACAGCCACAAGAUACCACACAUACCUCCCACCUCCCUACCCCGGCUCAUCGCAGGCCCAGGGCAGCCCGUUCCAGACCAGUUCGCCCUCCUACCACCUCUACUACGGAACCUCCGCCGGCUCCUAUCAGUUCUCCAUGAUCUCGGGGGGAGACCGGUCCCCCCCACGCAUCCACCCCCCCUGCACCAACGCCUCCACAGGAUCAACACUCCUCAACCCCAACCUCCCCAACCAAAGCGAUGUGGUUGAGGCAGAAGGGAGCCACAGCAACUCCCCCACCAACAUGGCAACCACAGCAAGGCUAGAGGAAGCGGUGUGGCGACCAUACUGAGCGAAUUUUAAGUAGUCAUGGGUCAGGACUAGCGUGCUUUCCAUUUCCCGGUGCCCAUAGGUACCCCAUAGAUACCUGUCUUUCUUAUGGGCCCUUCCAUGUUCAUACAUCACUUUCAGAAGCCAACCCUCCAGAAGUCAGCGUGGUGGCAUGUAUUAGCCAGCCCCUGGCCAAGCGACAUGGCUCCAGCAAAGCAUCCCUCACCGGGGGCUGAGCUUCUGGAAAGGAGGACACCUGAGAUGGUGGUCCAGAGGUAGGGAGGGUGGGUAGGAAGGUACCCAGUCUGCUUCCAGGCCUGUGGCUUUCUAACGUGCCUGGGCCUGAAGGUCUCCACAGCCCUAAAGAGAAUUUCGGUUCAUUUCUAUUUUUAAGACUUAAAACCUAAAAUAAAAAAAUCUUAGUGAGUUUACUGCAUCUUCUGGACAUAUUAACUGUAAGGAAGUAUAGGAAGAUUCCCAGAGGGAAACUGUGAACGCUCCUGUUUUAGCAAUGCUGUGAAUGAGAGGUUUUAUAUGUUGGAGUUAAUUCUUUCUUUAUUUUUUUUUUUUUAACCAUGUUGUGUAUUCCAAAGAAUAUGGAAUUUUUUAUUGGUGGGGUUUUUUCGUUUUGUUUUGGGUUUAUUUUGGGGUUUUUUUUAGGAUGCAGCUCAUCCUGCUUUGCAUCUGAUUUGUUUUGUUUCUCUUGGCACCUUAUAAAUUGCAAAAAAAACCCACAUUUUGCUUUUUUCUUUUUGUUUUAAACAUGCUUGCUUCUUUCUUGCUUUGUCAACUGAAAGAAUCAGCCCCUUUUUCAUUUAAUUAAUUUAACUUUUUCCCCUUGGACUUCUUUUUUUUUUUAAUACAACGGCUACAGCCUUGGGUCAUUUUCAACUACUGUAUUACUUUGAUGAGUUCAUUGAUAUUUAUGCUUGAUAUUUAGACUUUUCUUAUUUGUUGAUACUAAUAUUAUUUAAAUAUGCCUAUAUUAAAAAAGAUCAGCAAUUGCCUUUUUUGGUAGCAGCCAACAUCAAAUUUAUCACAUUUAAAAAGGCUGAAAUAACGAUGGGUAAAGUGACCUCCUAAAUACUUAGAAUUAUUGUUUACAAUUAUCUCACUCUCAUUUUACUCAGCUAACUGAGCUCAGAUCCUCAAAGGCGUUUAGGUGUCCAACUCCCACUGAAAUUAUUUAGGCACCAAAAUCCCUAUGAAUUUCUGUGCCUCCCCAGCCAGUGGAAUCAUGUCUCCCUACUCCUUCCUUGCUUUUCCUUCAUCACCAGGGGUGAGCCUCAGGAUCGGUAAUCAGGAUGUACAUUUUUCAUAAGGCAGACUUAAUAUUCCCUAACUAGACACAUCUCCAUAUGGCCCCAUUCUGCUCCUGGGCUUCUGACAGGCAGAGGCCUCCUAGUCUUUCAAAAGUGAAAGCCGAGACACAGUUAGCAUGGCAAGGGUGAAGUCCUGGCUUCAAUGGAGCUGGUGUGCAAUUUGCUCCCAGCUCAGCAGAGCCAGGAGCUCUAAACAGUACAGAAGCCACAUUCCAGUGCACUGCAAAAUAGGUCAGUUCCUGCAUCACAAAAUAACUUGAAAUGAACAGGGUCGUCAAGCUCAUCUGGAAAGCAGGCCAGCAAAGAAGGGGCCUUAAUGGUUCUUCCAUCACUAUCUCCAGAGGGAAGAGGAAGGGUACUUAAAACUGGUACAUACAAUAUUCUGUUCUGUAGCAAAUACUUAACUAAGUAUUAACUUAAACUAAGGCUUAAACUAAGAGCAUGUUUACUACAGAGUUGUCAUCGUUGCCCAUCGUUACAGCACAAACAUAUCAAAUGUCACUGUAAAGUUUAUGGCACUAUUUUGUUUGAGGGUUUGAUCUGAAUGCAGUUCUUGUACUACUCACUAAUUACAAACUGCUGAUGUUGACACGUGUGCGUUCCAAAUUAGCUGAUUAUUAUUUAAUGUACCUCUUAAAUGAGUGAAACAAUUGCAGGUCAACUCAAAGAGUAUUUGAAAGCAGGACUUCAGAUCAGUGUUUGAUGUUAAAAAAAAAAUGUUUCAAAUUAAAAAGAUCCUUGGCUGCAGGCAGCAAAACAGCUGGACUUAUUUAAAACCAUUUGUUUUUCAAGUUUUCUUUUUUUUUUUUUUAAAUAUGAUUUUGCUUCUUUGUUUAAGUCAGAUGCAGUAGCACUUUGGUAUUGAAAAGUUACAAAUUGAAGAAUUUACAUUGUCAAUAAGGUCAUUUUUGUGCAGAAAACAGGGAGUGUUUCAAGAGAUCUCAGCAAAAGUUAAAAAUGUUUCUAUUAAAAUCAUGCAUGGCCUUGUGCUUUUCAUUUAGUAUAAUAUUCUUUAUGAUUUUCUAGAGUUUGGUCUGAACAAAAAAGACAGAAAACAUCAAAAUUAUAUCAGAACAGUUUAAAAUAUGUUUUGGAAGUAUGGAGACCUUCCUGAAUACGGAAAUACAGACACUCUUCCUGUUGUAACAUUUUCAUAGUUGGAAUCUCACCUCUUCCAGUAGCCUAAAAAAAAAUCCUUCAUCACCAAACAGUAGCUCUGUUGCAGAAUCCAGCUUACACAUUCUCUGUCACUGUGCAAUUAAAAUCAUUGUUCACUAUAGCUCUCACAUCUGCCUUGUGAUGGGACCACCCAAGUGCAUAGUACUGUGAGUAUGGACCCAGCAGUGAGGGAGAGGAGAGGACCUCAGAGGAGCCAGAUGCCUUCACCGCUGGAGGGCAGGGCUGCCCUGGCCGGGUGACUUCAGCCCGGUGGCAAAAGUGACGUCGAUGUGGUCAAAAAGCUCCCAGGCCUGUCUGUCCCCACAGCCUGCUUUCUGCUAAAGUCAUUCACCCCUUUCAGCCCGUAGUAGUGUACUAGUCAGUUUUGAAAGUAAAAGAUCAGGGAUUGACAAGAAUGAAGAGUUGGCAUGUCUUAGCCUGGAGAGUAGACCCUACAUUGAACAUUUCUUAUGUUGACACAUCUACUUUCUUUACACUUGUCCUAAAGGUGAAGUUUAAUUUUACUCUCCCUAGUGUGACCAGGAUGAGAAACUGCAGAACUGGUCACCACGCUCAUCCCGUGUCUUUACCGACACGUAACAAACCCCCUGGAAUCUCCCAGUGUCUCACUUGUGAUAAUUGCCAGCACCUGAAGUUCUGAGUCUGACCACUCUGUGUAUAUUGAGCACAGCACAAAGCAGCACCUUCAUUACAGAGGAUAAAUUAAGUUCAUUAUCCCUCACAAUUAGUCCGUUUAAUCACUGUGGGUUUCAGCGUAUUCAAACAAGUGCUUAUGAGAAACCACAGUUUACUCAAAUCUGUAUUUUUGUAGCUAUCCCCUGUCCCACUAAGGACAGCGAAGGUCUUCAAGGCUGCAAAAAUGCUCUCAUGUCAUACCUGUUGUAUCUUAAGAGCAGUAAGCAGUCACAAAGAGGACAUUCGGAUAAAACAUUUCCCCCAUUUACUCGUCUCCAAAUUAUAGCAUAUAAGUAUGUAUUUUUAUAUACAUAUAAUAUAUAUAUUUAUGUAGUUUUAUCAUCCCAGUAGCUGAAUGGAACCCAGAAAGAGCUAUUGUGCUUCUCUUUGCAAGGUGCACUCAGCAGAGUGCCUUAGGUACCUUCCCCUACUGAAGUACAGCUAAUGGCGGUCCUUACUAUCAGCUUGUGUGUUCCUUUCACAAGACACAACCCCUUGUCCAGAUGCAGCUGUGUCAAACAAUUUUGAAGUAAAUAUAGGGCCUGGCUGUCAUUUGCUCUAAGGCCUUCAACUUUGCUCUCACACAACGUUCACGCUCACUUCAAGCAUCUCUGCUACCGUUCCAGGGCGAUGUACAGGAGCUUUAGCACAAGGGGGAGGCAGAUGCAGAGCGCAUCCCUGCUAUGAAGGAUUUGAUUUGUAGAGUUACGGCAAAUUAUCUGCUGGAAAAGAAUAAAAAAAACCUUUUCUCCAAAUGGCCCACAGCCUUUGCCAGAGUGUUCCGAAUUGCCUGCACUCUUGAAACAUUCAUUACUGCUCUCUGGGUGACCUUUUCCAUUGGUGUAUUUGAAGAUUCAGGAGAAGUGGAUCAUUUUUCUAUCUGAGCAAAACACUUGCUUGUUUUCCUGCAUCGUAACAUUUUUGUAUUUUAUUUUUGUUAACCUUGCUUGGUCAAUACCAAUCACUUGGCAUUUUUCUUCUUGUCUUAAAAGGGUUGCAUCAACAGAGUUACUUGUAUUUAUGUAUGUAAAUAGAUUUCUAAAGCUUCAUAGCAAAAUAUUUAGUGCUUGUAAUUAUUCAGCAUUUUUUUCAUUUUUCUGUGUUUUUAAUGAACGUAACUUUGUGUUUGCUUAAAUACUGUAGUGAGACUUAUUUCUUUCUGAAUUAGUUAUUUUAAGCUUCAAGAUUAACUACAUUUUAUUCACUUUUGUAAACAGUUAUAGCAUGGUCUCUAUUCAACACUUCACUUUUUUGUGGUAGGGGAGAAAUGAAUGUGCAAAAAUCUGUGGGUUAUUUGUGGUAUUCUGGGUCUGACAGUUACACCUUUCUUUUAAACAAAAACUAAACUUUCAGUCUGAGGUGGCCGUAUGGUAAGUCUGAGGGGAGGACACAGCAGGAGACACACUCCUAUCAAAAUGGCAUCAAAGCAAAUUCGUUCAGCAUUUACUGGCUAUGUUUACAAAACAGAUGCUGCAGCAUCCUGCAACAGUCACAUUUUCCUUUGACACUGUUAUGCUGAACAUUUCCAGAAGGGGAAAAUAUCAGGUUCUGGAAGUUUGCUUUUUUGCUUUUGAUUGCAGGGGAUUUUUAUUUUAUUUUAUUUUAUUUUAUUUUAUUUUAUUUUAUUUUUUCCCUUUUGGGAGGGUUGGGGCAGGAGAGGAGAGGGGCUGCUGUUUCUUGGAACCAGAUAGGAAAAGAGAUAAGAGUAGAUUUUUCCCCCACUACAGGAAGUCUCUAAAUACCACAUCAGAGUAGACUCUUGCUGUACAUAGGGAUGGCUGUGUCCAGCGCCAUGGGAGAAUUCAUUACAACUAGCAUGCAGAGCAGCUGGACUGCUGCGUUAGUUCUAAUGAAGACUUUCUUUCUUCCUUUCUUUCUUUGUACCACAGUUUGCUCUGUAAAUUCAAUAUCAUAAUUAGUGUGAAUGACAAAUAAAAUGUUUGACAAGUA